CUACUGGCAUGUACACUUCGUUCCAGGAUAAGUAUCCAUUCAUGAAAGCGUUUGGCUUUUGUGAUGAGUAAUGACUAAGGUGUUAAUCUGCAGAACCAUCUAUGAGAAGCUGGCCAGUGCUUUUACUGAGGAGCAGGCGGUGCUCUACAACCAGAGGGUGGAGGAGAUCUCGCCCAACCUCCGCUACUGUGCAUACAACAUUGGUGACCAGAAUGCCAUAAAUGACCUGAUGCAGAUGAGGCUGAGUGCUGGAGGCAGUGGUGGCAUGAUGGCAGAGAAGCUGGAGACUUUGAUCACCCAAACUAGGGCCAAGCAGGCCGCCACCAUGAGCGAGGUGGAGUGGCGCGGGCGCACCGUGCCCGUCAAGAUCGACAAGGCCCGCAUCUUCCUCCUGGGACUGGCAGACAACGAGGCGGCCAUUGCUCAGGCUUCCAGUGAAGAAACUAAGGAGCGCCUUUAUGAGACUCUCCUGGCAGAGUGCAGAGACACCAUCCAGGCCGUGCGAGAGGAAAUCAGGAUUGACGUGAAAACCAGAGAGAGGGGAUCAGAACCGGAGGGAGGGAAGGUCUCUAACCUGCAGUUCCUGCACAGCUACCUGACCUACAUCAAGCUGUGGACCGUGGUGAAGCGCAAUGAGAGCAUGGCCCACACGCUGCAGGCCAAGCUCAAGGAGCCGGAGAUGGACGACAGCAAGAGGGGGCCCCGGCCCCAGGACCUCAUCCGCCUCUACGACAUCAUCCUGCAGAGCCUGGCAGAGUUGUCCGUCAUUCAGGGAAUGGAGGAGGAUCAGACCUUCCAGAAGGAGGUGGCCCUGAAGACCCUGGUGUACAAGGCCUACAGGUGUUUCUUCAUCGCCCAGUCCUAUGUGCUGGUGAAGAAGUGGAGUGAGGCCCUGGUUCUGUAUGAGCGAGUUCUGAAGUACGCCCAAGAGGUCCAGUCCAAAGCCAAGAGCCUGAACAACAGCCUCAAGGACCUUCCAGAUGUCCAAGAACUUAUCGCCGAGGUUAAUGCCGAGAAAUACUCGCUGCAGGCGGCAGCCAUCUUGGACAAAGAAGAUGUAGCGGAAACACCCAUACAGCCCAAUGUGAAAGAGAACAAGCCCCUCUGCGACCGAUUGGACGCCUUCCGUCUGGAUCCCACCCUCGUCGGCAAGCAGCCCAAUCUGGUGGAGUUUCCCCCCGACUUCCAGCCAAUCCCCUGCAAGCCCCUGUUCUUCGACCUGGCGCUCAACCACGUGGCCUUCCCGCCCCUGGACGACAAGGUGGAACAGAAGGGCAAGGGAGGCCUGACCGGAUACAUCAAGGGCAUCUUCGGCUUCGGCAGCUAAAUCCCGGCGCAGACCUCCCGCUGGUCGGCCCCGACGCUGGGCUGCGUGAGUCCCCAGAGCACCGGCUUCCUCCAGUCUCUUGAGUGUUGGCUGCUCCGGCGCACACACACACACACACACACACACCUCAGAUUCUAGAGACUUCCGUGCCUGGUGUUCAUUUGCUCACGCAGCAUCCCCAGACACCUCCUUCCCUCCCUCACACACAAACAAACAAACACACAAACAAACAAACAAACACGCGCAGA
Molecule: messenger RNA, 1575 nt
Organism: Clupea harengus (Atlantic herring)
Lineage: Eukaryota; Metazoa; Chordata; Actinopteri; Clupeiformes; Clupeidae
Gene: srp68
Product: signal recognition particle 68
Biological process (GO): SRP-dependent cotranslational protein targeting to membrane
Cellular component (GO): signal recognition particle, endoplasmic reticulum targeting
Molecular function (GO): 7S RNA binding; protein binding; signal recognition particle binding
Source: RefSeq, a predicted model, not a curated record